This is a messenger RNA of Acanthoscelides obtectus, 819 nucleotides long. Lineage: Eukaryota; Metazoa; Arthropoda; Insecta; Coleoptera; Chrysomelidae. The record is from the annotation of a GenBank genome assembly.
CAAAUAUUAAAUGUCUAUUGUCGAUAAGAAUUAUUGAAACAAUCAGAAAUACACAAAUUCAAAGAUUUAUGUAUUAUAUAGUGGGACAAUGGAGUAUAACACUACAUUGUACAGUUCGAAUUCCGAAGCAGAUUUUUCAAUCAUACUUCAGUUAAUUUAGGUGGAGUACCGGAAAAUUUGUGCGCCGACCUUCUGGCAACCUGCUAUGGUUCACUUUACCGAUCUCCACAGGCAGCCAGUCGCAGCAGGGGAAACCCGGCAGUUAUGAUUCGUCUACACGGGGACAGUAGGCGAAGAACUUCAUGAACUGACCAACCUGAAACUAAAGGACAAAGACUCCACCGGACCCGACGGUUAUCCAGGAUUUUGAGUAAAAAAGAUGACGAAAUAUAUAGCUAAACCUUUAGCAUCCAUGUAUUUCAAGAGCAAAGUCUACAAGAAUAACUCGAACACAAUUGCGAAGCUGAAACAAGAGAUCAGACGUGAAAUUACCAACAUAGGACCUGAUUUGUGCCACGGAGUAGUCGAAAAUUUCUCGAAGCGGAUUACGUCAUGCCACAUGAGCCGCGGCGAAUAUGUAAAGGGUAGGGAGACGCCCGGUGUCUUGGGACCAAGAAUAUACAAUAAGUUGCCUGAUGAAAUAAAACUGUGUACCUCCUUGAAGCAGUUCAAAAUAUGUUUGAGUAGUAGGUUGUUAGAUAAAUGUUCGCGCAAUGUGUAUGAGUUUGUUAAUGUUUAAGGAAUUUUACUUUGCUUACUAUGCUUAUAUAUGGUAUAUCUCACUUGACAAAUCCAAUGCAAAUUGUUAUGUCUCCUGGA